This is a messenger RNA of Stegostoma tigrinum, 6907 nucleotides long. RefSeq names its product PRP6 pre-mRNA processing factor 6 homolog (S. cerevisiae) (gene prpf6). Gene Ontology annotation, molecular function: protein binding. Gene Ontology annotation, cellular component: catalytic step 2 spliceosome; U4/U6 x U5 tri-snRNP complex. NCBI's taxonomy places the organism in Eukaryota, Metazoa, Chordata, Chondrichthyes, Orectolobiformes, Stegostomatidae. Gene Ontology annotation, biological process: mRNA splicing, via spliceosome; spliceosomal tri-snRNP complex assembly. The transcript is spliced from 21 exons. The coding region runs from base 1 to 2922 and encodes 973 amino acids. The record is from RefSeq and is a predicted model, not a curated record.
AUGGCGGCGGCGGUAGCAGCAUCUUCGGUUGCUCCUGGCACUGGUACAGCUGCUGCACCGAGUGGGGUGAGCUCGGGGGGUCCAACCCUCACCGGGACCCUUAACAAGAAAAAGAAGCCGUUUCUGGGCAUGCCUGCGCCUCUCGGUUACGUGCCGGGUUUGGGCAGAGGUGCUACUGGUUUCACAACACGUUCUGAUAUUGGCCCUGCUCGAGAUGCCAAUGACCCAGUUGAUGACCGCCAUGCCCCCCCAGGAAAAAGAACUGUAGGUGAUCAAAUGAAAAAAAAUCAGGCAGAUGAUGACGACGAAGAUUUGAAUGACACUAACUAUGAUGAGUUUAACGGAUAUGCUGGAAGCUUAUUCUCUAGUGGUCCAUAUGAGAAAGAUGAUGAAGAAGCUGAUGCAAUCUAUGCUGCAUUGGACAAACGAAUGGAUGAAAGGAGGAAAGAUAGAAGGGAACAGCGGGAAAAAGAAGAAAUUGAAAAGUACCGUAUGGAACGUCCAAAAAUCCAGCAGCAAUUUUCUGAUCUGAAGAGAAAACUUUCAGAAGUUACAGAAGAAGAAUGGUUAAGUAUCCCGGAAGUUGGAGAUGCUCGUAACAAACGUCAACGAAAUCCUCGCUAUGAAAAACUAACACCUGUACCAGAUAGUUUCUUUGCCAAACAUUUACAAACUGGAGAACAACAUACAUCCGUAGAUCCCAGACAGACGCAAUUUUCUGGUUUGACCUCGCCUUACCCUGGUGGCUUGAAUACACCAUACCCAGGUGGAAUGACACCAGGCCUUAUGACACCUGGAUCAGGAGAAUUAGACAUGAGAAAAAUUGGUCAAGCCCGAAACACCUUGAUGGACAUGAGGUUGAGCCAAGUGUCCGAUUCAGUCAGUGGACAAACUGUUGUUGAUCCUAAAGGCUACCUGACCGACUUGAACUCAAUGAUUCCAACCCACGGUGGAGAUAUUAAUGACAUUAAAAAAGCCAGAUUACUGCUUAAAUCAGUACGCGAGACCAAUCCUCACCAUCCUCCGGCAUGGAUUGCAUCUGCAAGGCUUGAGGAAGUAACAGGAAAACUGCAGGUGGCCAGGAACCUUAUUAUGAAGGGAACAGAGAUGUGCCCGAAGAGUGAAGAUGUUUGGUUGGAAGCAGCUCGACUUCAGCCUGGUGACACCGCUAAAGCAGUGGUAGCAAAUGCAGUCCGACACCUGCCACAGUCUGUGCGUAUCUACAUACGAGCUGCAGAAUUGGAAACUGACAUUAGAGCCAAGAAACGGGUUUUGAGAAAAGCCCUGGAGCAUGUGCCCAAUUCAGUGCGUUUAUGGAAAGCAGCAGUUGAACUUGAGGAACCUGAAGAUGCACGUAUUAUGCUCAGUAGAGCUGUCGAGUGCUGCCCUACAAGUGUUGAACUUUGGCUUGCUUUAGCAAGAUUGGAGACCUAUGAGAAUGCUCGAAAAGUACUCAACAAAGCAAGAGAAAAUAUCCCAACGGAUAGGCAUAUUUGGAUUACUGCAGCAAAGCUAGAAGAAGCUAAUGGAAAUACCCAGAUGGUUGAAAAAAUUAUUGACAGAGCUAUUACUUCACUAAGAGCUAAUGGAGUGGAAAUUAAUAGAGAACAGUGGAUUCAGGAUGCAGAAGAAUGUGACAGAGCAGGAAGUGUUGCCACCUGUCAGGCCAUUAUUCGUGCAGUUAUUGGAAUUGGUGUUGAAGAAGAAGAUCGAAAGCAUGCAUGGAUGGAGGAUGCAGAAAGUUGUAUUUCCCAUGGAGCUCUUGAAUGUGCGAGAGCAAUUUAUGCACAUGCCCUCCAGGUCUUCCCAAGCAAAAAAAGUGUAUGGUUGAGAGCUGCGUACUUUGAAAAAAAUUAUGGCACCAGAGAAUCUUUGGAAGCUCUUUUGCAGAGGGCCGUGGCUCACUGCCCAAAAGCGGAAGUUCUUUGGCUGAUGGGAGCUAAAUCCAAAUGGUUAGCUGGAGAUGUGCCUGCAGCUAGAAGUAUUCUUGCACUUGCAUUUCAGGCUAACCCAAACAGUGAAGAGAUUUGGUUGGCUGCUGUUAAGCUGGAGUCUGAAAAUAAUGAAUAUGAAAGAGCACGAAGACUGUUGGCUAAAGCUAGAAGCAGUGCUCCCACUGCAAGAGUAUUCAUGAAAUCAGUGAAAUUAGAAUGGGUGUUGGGAGACAUUCCUCGAGCUCGAGAGUUGUGUGAUGAAGCACUAAAACAUUAUGAAGACUUCCCAAAACUGUGGAUGAUGAAGGGUCAAAUUGAAGACCAAGUGGAAAAUACAGAGAAAGCCCGUGAAUCUUACAAUCAGGGGUUAAAGAAAUGUCCACAUUCCAGUCCCCUGUGGUUGCUUCUUUCCAGACUUGAAGAGAAAGCUGGUAAUCUUACAAGGGCAAGAGCUAUCUUAGAAAAGGCACGGCUGAAAAAUCCACAAAAUCCAGAAUUAUGGUUGGAAUCGGUAAGACUAGAGUACAGGGCUGGUUUGAAAAAUAUUUCAAAUACCUUAAUGGCAAAAGCUCUUCAAGAAUGUUCCAAUUCUGGUAUUCUUUGGGCUGAAGCUGUUUUCUUGGAAGCAAGACCACAAAGAAAGACCAAAAGUGUAGAUGCUCUGAAGAAAUGUGAGCAUGAUCCUCAUGUCCUCCUCGCGGUAGCAAAACUGUUUUGGAGUGAACGUAAAAUAACCAAGGCAAGAGAGUGGUUCCACAGAACUGUGAAAAUUGAUCCUGAUCUUGGAGAUGCUUGGGCUCUGUUUUACAAAUUUGAGCUACAGCAUGGUACUGAGGAACAGCAUGAGGAUGUGAAAAGGCGGUGUGAAAAUGCAGAACCAAGACAUGGAGAGUUAUGGUGUGAAGUAUCAAAAGACAUCAAGAACUGGCAAAGAAAGAUCGGAGAGAUUCUUAUGCUUGUAGCCGCUCAAAUAAAAAAUACGUUUUGAAAUUUUGUGUGAAGAUAUUGUAUCUAAAGAUUUGGCUUUUUUUCCCUUUUAGAAUAGCUUAAUGCUUUAUUGGAGAAAUCUGUGUCUCCUCUGUCUUCCUUUCCCUAUGUAUUUUAUGCAACUCCUGAAAUUUUCUGUUGGGAAACUACUUGUUAUUGUGUACAAUACUAUUUUAAAAUAAACUGAGUGUCAUCAUAGUUUAAAGCAGUGGAUAAUACAUUUUUUAAAAACCAAUGGUAGUUGUAGUGUAGUAGCUGUUUAUUACUAGAGAAUAGGAGGAUAAAAAUCUUAAUAAAUGGAUCCCAUGGAUACAGGAAACCUGCAUAAAUGGCCAGAGAAAAAUAACAGAUGAGAAAUUUUUGUUAUUCGAGCAAGUUGUUUAAAUUACCAUGUUAUAUCUACAAGUACUUGUAAGUCUGUUCAGUCUGAGCACUUCUUAACUCAGUGCCAUUUUCACUUUAUUAUGGGUACUGACUCAAUUCUGCUAUUCUAAAUAAGAAAUUGUUUUGAAUUUACGGAUAGCAUUGUGUGUUCCUUUUAUAACUCCCAUUUCUAUACUGUAUGCAAUUAACAUUUCUAAACUCAGUUUUUGUUAGUGUGUGGUUGCAAAACCAUCUGGAAUGAAGACUGAAUCAAGUGCCCACUAACAGUACAAAAUGCUAUUUCCAUAUGUAGGCACUGCACGCACAUCUGCUCUAAAAUUAGCAAAUUGUAGUAACAAUAAUUUGAAAGUUACACAGCAAUGUCACAUGCCUACUGUUUUGCUGCGAAAACCACUAUCGCUGGGAGUGGCAGCAAACUUUAAAUGCCAGUUUCAGGAUGAGUUGCUUUGUGCUCAAAUGCAUCCAGAGUUGUUUUUAGAGUGAAUGUUGAAUUCUAAGUGGGUACUGGAAGGAUCAACAGUUUCUGGGUACCUUCCACAGUCCAAAGAUGUACAGACUAGUUGAGUUGUCCAUGCUAAGUAUUCCAAGGAUGUUGUAGACUUGGGUUAGCUAUGGUUAAUGUAGUGUUAUGGGGAUAAAGUAGGAGGGCUGAAUCUAGGUGGGAUACUCUGACCAUUGAUGUGGACCCAGUGGGCUGAAUGGCACACCUCUGCACUGUAAGAAGUCCAUGAUUCUAUAAUGGAAGUGAAGGAAGCAACAGCUUUAAUUGUAGGCAAGGCACGCCCAUCUGAAAAGCAUUUGGGCUAAAUAAAUACAUCCAUUAUUUCCUCUGAAGAUCAAUCACCAGAAAGAAAAGUCAAACCUGGAGUAUGGAAGUCAAGCAGCAAAUGAGUGUACUUUCUGCUAUCAUUUCCUAUAAACAUAUUGGCCCAGAUUUGCUACAAUGGCGAAUCAUGCUGUCUGCACCAGUAUAUAUUUUCCUACAUACUUUUAUACAAAGAGAAUUUGCUGGAAAUUUGGAUGACAGUAGAAGAGCCUUUGUUUACUUACUGAGAAUUAAGAAAGAAACAGUGAAGGCUGAGAAGCUGAAUGAGUUAGUGAAGUAAGCACCAGAAAGUGCAUGAUUGGAUUAAGAUAAAGAAAAAGCCAAAGGGGCUGUAAUAAUGUUUAUUUUAAAAAUUACUAGUAAUGAUUUACUACUUAUAGGAAUACAGUACAAUAAUUUAAAUUAUCUUUUGGGUACCACCAUUUUGGGAACACAAAUUUACAUGUUCGUCAUGGGUGUAAUUUAAAAUUUGUUAAUUUAGCAGAAUCUUCUGGGCUAUUAGUGGAAAUGGGUCAAUACUUGGGAACUUAUUAUUUAGUAUUGGAGACACUUACGUUGAACAUGAUCUGCAAUAGAACUAUCACUUCAUAAAUCCACAUGUGGGGAAAUUGUAGGAAUGCUGCAGCAAUUAUUGCUUCAGGCAAUUACAGUAGGCUUUCAGGAGCAAAGAAAUAAAGAUCAAACAACAAACCCUUGAGAAAUAAAAACAUCAUGCUAAGUCAAGCAGCAUCUGGAAAGAAACAGUAGACAUUGGACCGUUAAUUAGAAUUGGAAGAGAAGAAAAAUGAUAACUGCUGAAAGGGAAUGUCUGACAGACAGGACCAGUUAAGUGACAACAUCCUAUGGUAAUUGGACAGGAAACAAAAGACAAGUGUAGAAAUGAAAAUGGAACAGCUUUAUCCUUAAGAAAACUCAGGAGCAUUCUGUUUCCUAAUGUGAACAAGGAUCAAUGUUAACAACUGGUACUCAAACUGCAGAGCAGCUGUGUCUAUCAGCCAACACCUUUGUGCUUAAAGCAAUAACACCACUAUGGCUCUUUCUAUCCCCACUCUUCACAACUAAGUAGAGCAACAAACUACUCAGGUCUUACUUUGAGUUGCCCAGCUAUAGUGGAGUCCCAUGUAUACCGGAUUGGUGAUUGAUACUUAUUUGUAACCUUGAGUCAGAAACUUGGAAAUUAACAAUUCAUGUUUCUGGGUUGCAGGAUAAUACGUAGAGAUGAGUUUCAACUUAAAGGGAAUAUGCCCUGAUGCAAGCUAUAGCCAUAAUUACAGUUGUGAAAUGUAGAACUGUAUUCUAAUGAAAUUGUUACCUUAAUUAGAUAAGCGUAAGGUGAGUGACUUUUUGUCAGUUAUAGUGUUGCUUUGUUGGGUUACAAAGAUAGUGUAGUAGAAAGUCAAUAUUGACACUUGAUUAUUUCAAUUGCAUAUGCUCUGUUUAGGAUAGCGCUGAGGCUAAGUACGAAAUUAAUAAUGAAGUGUUUGAGAGUUCAAGUCUGACAUUAGCAGGUGUACAAUAUUUCUCGGGCAGUACCAGAAAAAAAAUCAUGAAAGCUAUUAUUUGUUGUGUUAAAAAUUCUUAAAUAGUUUACUAUACUUAAGGUAGGUCAACCUGUCACUUUGUCAUGACUAGUCUACGUGUGCCAAAUACUGCGGUAUAUGUUAGACUCAAGUCUAUAAGAAGGUGUAGAGCUGGAUCAGCACAGCAGGCCAAGCAAACGUCAUAGGAGCAGGAAAGCUGUUCAGGCCUAGACCCUUCUUCAGAUCAUUUGGAAAGCUCUGAAAUUAAUUUACCCUGUUGUAAUUGUGAUAUAGAGUGUGAUUCAUAUAUAUUUUAGACUUUCCCUGGUGGUCUAGUGAUUAGGAUUCAUUGCUGUCACCACCACAGUCCAGGUUUGUUUCCCAAUCAGAGAAUGAGAAUUACGACAGCAUGGUGGCUCACCGGUUAGCACUACUGCUUCACAGAGUCAGGGACCUGGUUUUGAUUUCACCCUCCGGCAACUUUCUCCCUGUGUCUGCAUGGGUUUCCUUCAGGUGCUUCAGUUUCUUCCUACAGUCCAAAGAUUGGCUAUGUUAAGUUGCCUCAGGCUAGAUGGGAUUAUAGGGUGGGGUGGGGGAACUGAGAGGGAUGUUUUGAGGGUCAGUAGUGGCUCAAAAUGGUCAAAUGGCCUGCUUCCACGAUGUAGGGAUUCAAUGAUAAGAUUGUAUAAUAAUGUUUUAAAUUUUGAAUUAAUGACAUGGAUUUUUCUGUAUCUAUAAAUUGGAUUAUUACCUAGUAAAUAUUUCCUUAGCUGUGGUAAUUAUUUUUAUUGAUAGACAAGUAACUUAAAAAAAGUGGCUUUUUUUGUGUACCUUAGGAGAGUUUCCAACUGAAAAAGCUAAGUAUGCAUGCAUCAUGGGUUCUGGACCUUUAAGCUUAGAGUAAUAACUAGAGCUAGUUUCAGAUUGGGACAGUUCUACAUGAGUCCUUAGAUGAAGACAUAAAGAAGACGUCUGUGGGAGGGAGAAGACAGUGAAGAUUGACUUUAAAGUAAGAGUUGUGUAAUAGUUCCAGACCAGAAGUGUUUGAAUAAGACCCCGAAGAGGUUAUUUGAGGCCAAGAACAAUUAAAUUCAGGCAUAUGAAAGCUACCGGAAAAAAAAGCUAUAAAAUUUUCCGACUGGGAUUUAAAGUUACAGUUAUGUUAAACCCAUUGAAGUAUUAGUAGAAAGGACUUCUUCUCUUGUGCCAGUUUUGUACAAGGAUAUUUUUGGGAUCUGUAAAGAAGUGCUUUGAGC